AUGGUUCGCAUAUACGGAAGGAGAAAAGAACAGCUGUACACUGAUAAUGAUCUAAAUGAAGCAAUAAAAUUAAUCAACGAAAAUAAACUAAAUGUUAUUGAUGCUGCCGAGAAAUACAGAAUUCCUCAAAGCACAUUGUACAACCGUGUAUCAGGUGUAAAUGGUUGUGGCUCACCAGGUCGGAAAACGAUUUUAUCUAAACAAGAAGAAUCGUAUCUUGUGCAUAUUAUUAAAAAAAUGCAGGAGUAUAACCAUCCUAUGUCUAAUUCUGAUGUAAUUAAAUUAGCAAGAUUUUACAUGUUAGAAUUAGGAAAAACUGUUAAAGAAAACGGUCCUGGAAAAGAUUGGUUCUAUGGAUUUAUGGAACGGUGGUCUCUUGAAAUAAAAAUAAUGAGAAGUAUUAAAUUGGAAAGAGUCAGAAGUAAUGCAUUACCAGUUUGUGUCCUUAAUAGUUGGUUUGACAAAUUAUCUUUAAUACUCGAUAAGUUAGAACUAUUUAAUAAACCUGAUCAUAUAUUCAAUUGUGAUGAAAGUGGGUUUUCAGAUGAUCCUGGAACAAAAUCCGUCGUGGUAAAACGUGAGACAAAAUUUCCAAAUGCAGUACACGGCGGAUCCGGAAAGUCGCAAACUACCGUUCUUUUGUGUACAUCGGCCGCGGGCAGAUGUUUACCCCCCUAUAUUCUUUAUAAAGGCAAGCGUUUAUAUAAUACUUGGUUUCCAAAGAAAAAUUACCCAGGUACGAUGUACAAUACGAAUGAGUCCAGGUGGAUGGAUGAAUCAAUAUUUUUUGAUUGGUUCAAGAAACAAUUUAUUAAAGAAACAAAAGACAUACCACGUCCACUUCUUCUGAUAUUGGACAACCAUUUUUCUCAUAUCUCAUACUGUACAACGAAACUUGCAUUGGAUAAUCAAAUUCACAUUUUGGCAUUACCUCCUCAUACUACAAGCGCUUUACAACCGCUUGAUGUAUACACAUUGAAAAUUGUUAAAACACAAUGGCGGAAAUUAUUACAAGAUUAUUAUUUAAAGACUAAAGCCGAUAAUAGAGCCAUUCCGAAAGACAAAAUAUUAUAUUCAUCAAAUGCCAAUAAUACAAAACUGCCACGAGCAUUAUCAACAGAAUAUUUAGUAUCGUCACAAAAUGAUACAGCAACUACCCCAGCAGCAAGAACCAACAUCAGUCAUGUUGGGUUUCGAAUGAGACGAUCACCUUCAGCUCCAUCAGUACUUUCUGAAACAGUUACCCAAAAAAGUUCGACCACAUUACACAUUACAACUACUACUACCGUGCCUGUAACGAGUGCAUUAUCACCACUACACAUGUUACCGCAACGUGAAUCACUGAACCUAUCGACUAUUGGCGAUACGUCGUCUACUUCGAUUGCAUCUAUAUAUAGUACUUCGUCAUUAACAGAUGAUACAAAUUCAAGUAUUCAAAGAGCAAUAACUGCUAGCCUUGAUCAAUACUUGAAGCCAACACUUGUUAAAAACACAAAACGUAAAACAAUGAUUGAGCGUUAUACUGGUGAAAGUUUGACAAGUAUCGAUGCAUUAUAUUGUUUAAAAGCAAAGGAAGUUGAGCGUGAGAGGAAGAAGAAGAAAAUAACGAAUAAACCAGUGGCGAAACGUAGAAAAACAAAACAAACAGAUAAUAUAACUUUAACAGAUAGAGGAUUAUGUGUUGCACCGGCAUUAUUAUCGUCUUCUUCGAUCAUCCUUAGUCCACAAACGCAACUACUUAUCUCAGGCUAUUAUGCAGAACAGCCCUCAACGAAUACAAAUAUGUGGCCAACUAGUCCACCACAUUCGCAUACAUUAGAAUCAUCGUUAGAUCAACCAAGCCAAAAUCAUACUUAUGUUGAUCUGUCUUCAUCUCACUACGGACAACAAAUAGCUAUGCUCUGCUGUAUAUGUUCGUCAACGAUAGUGCCAUCAUUAACGACUUACUGGAAUUGUACAAGGUGCGCAAAUGUUAUUUGUUUUUAUUGUACUCAAACGACAUUACAUCAAUUAUCUGUAAAUUUUCUUUGUGAGUUUUGUGAACUAGCCUGA
Messenger RNA from Didymodactylos carnosus, 2052 nucleotides. NCBI's taxonomy places the organism in Eukaryota, Metazoa, Rotifera, Eurotatoria, Philodinida, Philodinidae. The record is from the annotation of a GenBank genome assembly.